Molecule: messenger RNA, 3038 nt
Organism: Diabrotica balteata
Lineage: Eukaryota; Metazoa; Arthropoda; Insecta; Coleoptera; Chrysomelidae
Source: the annotation of a GenBank genome assembly
UUUGUUUCAGAGUGAAAGCCUUGUUCCCGCCAAAAAUAAUACUUCAGUUUGUUUCUACAUACCUUAUUUUAGAUAUUGUUAAUAUAAAAUUUGAUCAUAAUGGAUGUUGCUGAUAUUAAUAUUGGUCAAAGACAGCAUCGUGAUGAAAUUGGAAUUCGAUGUCAAAAGUUGUUUCAAGACUUUUUAGAGGAGUACAAAGAGGAAGGCGAAUUGAAAUAUCUUGAGCCUGCAGUAGAACUUCAAAGCGAGGAACGGAGUACUAUUGAAAUUAGCUUCGAAGAUAUAGAAAAAUAUAACCAAAAUCUUGCCACCACCAUCAUUGAAGAAUAUUUCAGAAUCUACCCAUAUCUUUGUCAAGCAGUCUCCAAUUUUGUCAAAGAUAGAGCUGGUCUCAAACAUGAAAAGGAAUGUUAUAUUAGUCUUAUGGAUGUACCCACAAGACAUAAAGUUAGAGAACUUAAAACUGAUAAAAUAGGUACUUUAGUAAGGAUAUCUGGUCAGGUUAUUAGAACACAUCCUGUCCACCCUGAAUUAAUUUCUGGAACUUUUAGCUGUGUUGAAUGCCAGACUGUAAUUAAAAAUGUGGAACAGCAAUUUAAGUUUACAAAUCCAACAAUUUGUAGAAAUCCUGUAUGCAGCAACCGUAGGAAGUUUUUGUUGAAUGUUGAUAAGUCUAGAUUUGUAGAUUUUCAGAAAGUUAGGAUUCAGGAAACACAAGCUGAGUUACCAAGAGGUUGUGUACCAAGAAGCGUAGAAGUUAUCCUUCGUGCAGAAAAUGUAGAAACAGUUCAGGCUGGCGAUCGGUAUGACUUCACUGGAACACUAAUUGUAGUACCUGAUGUUGGAGCUUUUGCUCUCCCUGGAGGACAAACUCAAGCAGGUUCCAAAAGUAGAAGGCCUGAAGAAUCUGAAGGAGUUAGGGGACUCAAAGCACUUGGGGUGCGUGAUCUACAUUAUCGCAUGGCAUUUUUAGCUUGCAGUGUUCAACCAACUAUUCCCAAAUUUGGAGGAAUUGACAUGCCACUGGGAGAAAUUACUCCAGAAAUAAUGAAGCAACAGAUGACAGAAGGAGAAUGGGCUCAUAUGUAUGAAAUGUCUCAUGACAAAAACUUAUAUGUCAAUAUGAUUAACAGUCUAUUUCCAAGUAUACAUGGCAAUGAGGAAGUCAAGAAAGGGAUUUUGUUGAUGUUGUUUGGAGGAGUAUCAAAAACUACUAUAGAAGGUACUUCUUUAAGAGGAGAUAUCAACUGUUGCAUAGUGGGUGAUCCAAGCACAGCAAAGAGUCAGUUCCUGAAACAAGUCUCUGAAUUCUCUCCUAGAGCAGUAUACACCUCAGGCAAAGCUUCCACUGCAGCAGGUUUAACAGCAGCUGUAGUAAAAGAUGAAGAAUCCUCAGAUUUUGUAAUAGAAGCUGGAGCCCUUAUGUUGGCAGAUAAUGGAGUUUGUUGUAUAGACGAAUUUGACAAAAUGGAUUUAAGAGAUCAGGUUGCUAUUCACGAAGCUAUGGAACAGCAGACGAUUUCUAUAGCCAAGGCAGGUGUUAGAGCAACACUUAAUGCAAGAACUUCAAUAUUGGCGGCAGCUAAUCCGGUGGGAGGACGUUAUGAUCGUGCAAAAUCAUUACAACAAAACAUAAACUUGUCAGCUCCUAUUAUGUCUAGGUUUGACUUGUUCUUUAUUCUUGUCGAUGAAUGCAAUGAAGUUAUAGAUUAUGCUAUUGCUAGAAAGAUUGUUGAUUUACAUUGUAACAUAGAAGAAAGUGUUGAAAGAGUAUACACUAAACAAGAAGUUUUGCAGUACAUAAGUUUUGCCAGGAAAUUUAAACCCAUUAUUAACAAAGAAGCUGGAGAUUUGCUAGUUCAUUAUUAUAAUCGUUUAAGACUAAGAGAUAGUUCAAGUACUGGUAAAUCCACAUGGCGUAUCACUGUAAGGCAACUGGAAAGUAUGAUUCGACUUUCAGAAGCUAUGGCAAGAAUGGAUAUUUCAGAUGAAGUUCAAACAAAACAUGUUCGUGAGGCAUACAGAUUAUUAAACAAAUCUAUCAUAAGAGUUGAACAGCCAGACAUUCAACUUGGAGAUGAAAAAGAUGAUGCCAUACCAGAAGCUGAAAAUGGCGAAUCAAUGGUUACAGACACUCCUGAACCUACACCAACUGUAACUAAAAAGAAGAUGGUUUUAAGCUUUGAAGAAUACAAAACUAUCAGUAAUAUGAUCGUCAUUCACAUGAGAAGGGAAGAAAGUAGAAUGGAAGCAGAGGGCAAAGAAGGCAUUCAUAGAAGUGAUGUGGUUGAGUGGUAUUUAAACCAAGUAGCAGAUCAGAUUGAAAAUGAAGAAGAACUUAUUGAAAAGAAAGAUAUGUUUGAGAAAGUUUUGGAUCGUCUAAUGUAUAUUGAUCAAAUUAUCAUUCCUCUAAAUCGCAUUGGACUCAAAGGAUCAGAUCAACAAGAAGAAGAAGAUCCCAUGUUGGUAGUCCAUCCAAAUUAUGUUAUCGAUCAGUAGUUAAUUUUAAUGUUAAGUUUUAAAAAUCUUUUAUAUUUGCUAUAGUUCGUAAGAAUAUUUUACAUUGCAAGUACAAGGGGUACAUACUGAGUUGUGUUAAAAAUCACAAUAAAAAGCAUUCCUUUGAUGUUAGUUAUUGGCAGGUUAAGUUUUUAUUGCAGACUCAAUAUUAAAUAUUUAUUUUUCUGUUUAGAGCGGCAAAUUCCACAAAAUAUCUGUUUUUUAUAUUUUUACAUUCCCUUAACCUGUUUUCCCGAAAAACAAGAUGUGUAUGUUUUAUACAUUUUUCACAGCUUAUAUUUUUUAGAAAUCUAUAGCGAUUUGUUGUCAUUAAACAAGUGCUAAAUCCCCUGCUACACGCAGCCAUUGCCAACUAUCUACAAGUUUGUAUCGAAUUAGUAUAGAAUGUUGGUCUAUUAACAUUAAAUCCACUAAAGUUGAAUAUCAAAUGCAAUCCAUGAUCUGCUGUGAGACACAGAUGGAGGAGGAAGAAUUCUUAUAUAAAUACCCUCCAAUUAUCAGUUUGCUUGUUUCUUGCU